This is a messenger RNA of Cylindrotheca closterium, 1689 nucleotides long. Lineage: Eukaryota; Bacillariophyta; Bacillariophyceae; Bacillariales; Bacillariaceae. The record is from the annotation of a GenBank genome assembly.
AUGGUCAAGCCAAAGGGACCCUUGAUUUUGCUGGCUGCGAUAUCGAAUAUCACUCUUGUAGCGUCGUCGAAAAAACUUCCGAUUGGGAUUCCUGAGAAAUCAUGGGGCGUUGUUGGGUACGAAUCGUUUCAUGGACAACGACCUACCGUUAAGAGAUCUUCUACUCGUACCGAGAAAAAGAGGACUGCACGAGAGGUUGCAAAGGUUCCACUAUCACCACCGCCUCCAACAGCUCCGGAGCGAGUUGUAGAAUCGUCCAAGGAUGCAUCGGAAGAGGCAACGAGUGGUGUUACCAAAUCCAUUGUGGGUGUUGGACUAGCGGUUGCUUCCGCUGCUCUUGGCGGAUCCAUUCUCGCAUCUCGGCAAGAAAAGCCUGAAACGUCUCUCAUUGAAGCAUUCAAUAAGCCAGUGGCUGUCAAGCCGAUGAUUGUGAAAAAUCCAAAAAAGUUGAAGAUUGAACCAGAAGGAGCGAGCGUUGCUAGUGAGAUCAUCUCGCUGGUGAAAGCGAUUGUCGGUGUUGGUGUGCUGAGUUUGCCUGCAGGCGUCGCUGCUUAUGGUAGUGCUCCCUCUGCCUUUGUGCCUGCAGCUAUGCUGAUAAUCGUCAUUGGUGUCAUGUCUGGAUAUGGUUUCUCAUUGAUUGGAAAAGUAUGUUCCUAUACUGGCGCCAGAAGUUAUCGAGAAGCAUGGAGCCUCAGCGUGGGCGAGGACAGUUCCUGGAUCCCUGCUUGGUUUGGAACUCUCAAAACAUUCCUUGCCUGUCUUGCAUUUUCAAUGGUGCUGGGAGAUACCUUCUCCAGCCUUCUGGAAACUGAUAGAAACAAGACACUCUUGAGUGUUACCCUCCUUAUCUUAGCUCCACUAUGCUUGAAGAAGGAUUUGAAAUCGUUGGCACCAUAUUCUUUCAUUGGAGUUUUUGGGAUGGUAUAUACCACCUGUGCCAUGGCAGCUCGGUGGUUGGAUGGAAGCUAUAGUGUGAAUGGUGGCGGCGAGCUUGUCGGGGAGCUGGCACGUCAUUUGAAGCCAAAGUUUGGAGAGAUUGGAAUGAAGGGUGUUCUGUCAUCGAAUGCGUUAAUUUUGGUGUGCAUGUUGAGCACUGCUUAUAUGGCACAUUUCAAUGCUCCCAAGUUUUACACGGAACUUCGAAACAAUAAUGUUCAAAGAUUCAAUUCGGUGGUGUCCUGGGGCUUUGGAAUUUCUAUCUUCCUCAUGGGGUUCAUUACUCUUGUUGGAUUCUUGACGUUCGGGAAGGCCUGUGAUGGACUCGUUCUCAACAACUAUGCUGGAAGCGACAGUUUGAUGGGAAUCAGCCGGAUUGCUGUUUCAUUUUCACUGCUGUUUUCGUAUCCUCUCGCAUUCAUGGGAUGCAGGGAUGGAUUCCUGGAUCUCGCAAAGGUUCCAAUGGAGCGGCGAUCUGCAGGAAUCAUGAACUUUGUCACGAUUGGGCUUCUGGCAGGAAUCACUUACCUGGCAAUUUCUUUGACCGAUGUCAGUUUUGUCCUUGCAUUUGGGGGAGCAAUGCUUGGAAAUGCAUUGACCUAUGUCUUCCCAGCGAUGAUGUACGGAGCUAUAGUCAAGAAGCAAAGGCGAAAGGGUGAAGACUUGGGAGUCUUUGUUGCCAUGAUUUCUGCAGUGCUUGGCAUCGUAAUGGGAGGUAUCGGUGCUGGAAUGGCUCUAAAGAGCUUAGAUUAG